Molecule: messenger RNA, 1922 nt
Organism: Linum tenue
Lineage: Eukaryota; Viridiplantae; Streptophyta; Magnoliopsida; Malpighiales; Linaceae
Source: the annotation of a GenBank genome assembly
UUUCCCUCCCGCUUUUCCUAUCAUCCAAAACGAACUCAAUACUCUGUUCCACUUCCUCCUUUCCCUCUCCCUCUCACUGAACCCAGGUUGCAGCAGCUGCUAUAAACCCCACUCAGUUUCUCAUCGUCUUCUCUUUUGCCACUCUCCCUCCUAGACUCUACCACCUUGACUUUUGUCCUUCUUUCUAUCUUCCUUCCACCGUUGAGCUUUCUAUCUUCUGGCCAUGGCGGUGGCAGAGCUUACCUCCCGUGCUGCUGCUGCUGCUUCAUUUGCCCGCAACAACGCCAACAGUCUCCACGCUUCACAAAUCUAUGUCCCUUCUUCCUCAUCUCUUUCCUCCGACCAUUUCCGAACCAGAUAUCGAUCCACGGUCCUCCCCAAAAUCACCUGCUCUGUAAAUCAAGUUCAAAAUUCGGCUCCGGUUCAGGUCGAAAUACCGAAGGACAAGGCUGACUGUUAUGGUGUUUUCUGCCUAACCUACGAUCUCAAGGCUGAAGAAGAGACUAAAUCAUGGAAAAAGAUGAUCAACAUAGCUGUAUCUGGUGCGGCUGGGAUGAUAUCCAAUCAUCUUCUCUUCAAACUUGCAUCUGGUGAGGUAUUUGGACCCGAUCAACCAAUCGCAUUGCGACUCUUGGGCUCUGAAAGGUCAAUCCAAGCUCUUGAAGGAGUCGCAAUGGAGCUUGAGGACUCCUUGUUUCCUUUGUUGAGGGAGGUCAAUAUCGGAAUAGACCCAUAUGAGGUGUUCCAAGAUGCCGAGUGGGCUCUACUGAUUGGAGCAAAGCCCCGAGGACCCGGGAUGGAACGAGCUGACUUGCUAGAUAUCAAUGGCCAGAUAUUUGCUGAGCAGGGAAAGGCUCUAAAUGCCGUUGCCUCUCCGAACGUGAAGGUGAUAGUAGUUGGAAACCCUUGUAAUACCAAUGCUCUGAUUUGUAUGAAAAAUGCUCCAAAAAUACCAGCGAAAAAUUUCCAUGCUUUGACUAGGUUGGAUGAGAACAGGGCGAAAUGCCAGCUUGCCCUAAAAGCAGGUGUCUUCUAUGACAAAGUGUCAAAUGUGACGAUAUGGGGAAACCAUUCCACAACUCAGGUUCCAGAUUUUUUAAACGCUAAAAUAAACGGGUUGCCUGUCAAGGAAGUUAUCAAAGAUCACAAAUGGCUAGAACAGGAAUUCACUGAGAAGGUGCAGAAGAGAGGUGGAGCACUGAUUCAGAAAUGGGGGCGGUCUUCAGCUGCAUCAACGGCUGUUUCAAUUGUCGACGCCAUAAAAUCUCUCGUGACUCCUACUCCUGAGGGUGAUUGGUUUUCUUCUGGCGUUUACACAACUGGAAAUCCUUAUGGCAUAGCAGAAGAUAUAGUUUUCAGCAUGCCAUGCAGAUCAAAUGGAGAUGGUGAUUAUGAACUUGUCAAGGAAAUACAAUUCGAUGACUACCUGCGCAGUCGAAUAGCUAAGACGGAGGCUGAACUGCUAGCUGAGAAGAGGUGUGUUGCACACCUGACAGGAGAGGUAUGGUUCAUUCACCAUAACAGCUCCAGUUUUGUGAGCUUAUCUGAAGUAGAAUAAGAAUCACCCAUGGUUUGGUUUCUUUUUCAGGGAAUUGCUUACUGUGACCUGCCAGAGGACACGAUGCUUCCUGGAGAGAUGUAAAAUGGCACCACAGAGCUGCUUACCAGUAGAAUUUCUUACGAUGCCACAAUGAGACUGCUGCUGCAUUGUCGUGGUUGAUAGUGUAAUUAGUUUACACGGUAGAAAAAAAAAAAUAUUAUCAGUUGUGUGGAGGAGGAUGAACUUGGCUGAGUAGGCAGCAAAGGGGUCCUUCAAAUUUCCAGAAGUUCGAUAAAUAGCUCAGAGAUUGGGAGUCUCUUGUUUGGUUUAUUGCCUUAUUGGAUUACACAUUAAACGUUCCAAUGAUGAGAUUUCAUGAGAA